ACGGCACGACCAGCAGCAGCAGCAGGAGUAGUUGUUCCGAAGCACGGUGACGGAAGGAGCCUUUAUCGAAACGAUAUUUACCAUCGAUAUAUAUCCGGAGAAACGCGAGACGACGACGACGACGACGACAGUACGCGCGGCGCGAUAUGAAGUGAGUGAAGUGCGAACGAAAGAUGAGGAAGAUUAUUCGGUGGAAUUAUUCGCUCCGCGUCUUGUCCACUACGGGCAAUCAUUAGAAGAUAGGAUAGAUAGGAACAAAAGAGACUGCAGUACAAGCGAGACGAGAGAAUUCGAGUAUAGGAUGCAUGGGAGCUGGAGCUGGGAAGGAGAACUGGAGCUGGGUGAGGGAACGACCACUCUGCUGCGCCAAAGACGGAGACCAGAGAGCCCGGACUCGACGCAUCCGGUCCCCGAUACCCGGGUGCUAAGGUAUGCACCCAGCCGUUGCCACCGAACGCCUACCUCUCAAUCGCCGCACUCCGGCCCGCAGCCCCCUCUCACACGUGUCGACUCGUCUGGCCGAUCCUGCAGGGGAAAUGUUGACCGCGACUCAUCCUGAGAUGCACGAGAAGCGGGAUUCCCUUGGAGUUGUGGGCCAGUACGGGGGAGGUGCUGGCGGGGGCGGCGGCGGGCAAUCCUCGGAGGAUAAAUUCGUCGUUGAGCAGCCACCCCCGCCUCCGCCGCCCCCGCACAAGGAUCCCUCCGACCCGACCAUAAGCGCUAAAAAGUUACCGAAAAAACGUAAAUUCGAUUUGUCGGCUCUUGAGGAUAUGAAUAAAACUAACAACGCUACCAGCAAUGUUACCAGCAACGUUGGCGGCGAUGUUGUUGUUACCGGAUUACGGGGUAUCAGUACAACCUCUAUAAAUCAACCGCAAAACAUUCAACAUCCACCUCUACUUCCAUCUCCUCCGCACCAGCCACCACCGCCGCUGCCGCAGCAUCAGCAUCAGCAACAGCAACAACAACAACAACAACAUCAACCCGAAUAUUAUCAGGUACAACCGACGCAAGCAGUUGUAGCGCCACCACAGAGCACAGCGGUGGAUUAUUCGUGUCGUGAAGAACCACCGCGGUCUCGUCCUCGGUUACAGGUAGCACCGGCAACGGUAGCGAUAGACCUGAGUGAGUGGCGGGAGCACAAAGUGCUAGCUUUAAGGGACUCACAUUAUUACCCAGGGGUUAUAAACAGCGCGAGUCAUGGUGAUAUAUACGUCAAGUUUGACGGUGAGAGUAAACUAGUUAAGUACGAGGAUGUGCUGGGAAUAGGAAAGUACGAUGUCAUCAAGGAUUCGAGUCCGUCGGUUAGCCAAGUGACUGUUGAUGCGAACGUUUGCAUUAGAUAUCCUACCACGUCUAACAGUCACGCCGAAACAUUGACCAGUGUUUUUGUGAAGGGUACUGUUUGUGAGAUAAUAUCAAAUCCAAUUAGUUUUGUCGUCAAGAUACCUGCCGACGAUGAUCAGAGCUGCGAAUUCGUUGUUAAACGUGCCGAUUUAAGGCUCGUUCAACCUCCAUGGUGGGAUGAACUUGAAGGCCUAGAGACCGUCGAUCCACCAAGGGCACAAGUAGUCGAUUGCGGCUAUCGAAACUCAUUGGAGGCACCUCCAUCGGUACCAGUCUUACAACUUCAUCAUGCUUCGUCACAUGCUUCACAUAUUGCUCACAACGACGGAAAUGCGUACUAUAGAAACAGAGCAACGAGCCCCUUAUUGGAGUUGCCGACUUCCAUCCAAUCAGGAAACAACACUUUGAACAUAAGCAAUGGAAGCAGAAUGUACGAGGAUUUGGAAAGCGACGACGACUUGGGCAGAGAGGAUAUAAGGUUUCCUUCCGAUGCAGAUGCAAAAUUGUCAGGAAGCAGUAAAAGGAGCAGUAUGCAAAGCCGUGGAAGUACGAGCAGCCUUGUUGAGCAACGUAGUAUAACUCCUCGUUCCCAGGCGGCCACACCCAGAUCUCAGGCGGCAACGCCACACAAAUACAAAAAGGGUGACGUAGUAGCGACGUCUAGUGGAAUCCGGAAAAAAUUCAACGGUAAACAAUGGCGCAGACUUUGCAGCAAAGAAGGAUGCUCAAAAGAGAGUCAGCGGAGAGGAUAUUGCUCUCGCCACCUUAGUCUGAAGGGUUCAGGAUUCAGGGGCACUAGCACAUUUACCGGGGGCAAAAUGGACGGGGAAGAAACUUCACGGGAUUCCGACACGUCUCCGAACUACGGAGACAGAAGAAUAGCCGGACGUUUUGACCAAGAGGAAACUGAGGCUGCUAACAUGCUGGUAUCACUAGGGAGCUCGCGAUCAGCAACCCCGGCCUUUUCACCUACGGGACAGUCCUCUGUGUCGCCGUGUAUAAAUCAGAGUCCCGUUCCGUUGUUGGGUCUGAAUCAGAACGUUUUCAUGCCAAUAUCGAGUCCGGCGCAUCACCCUCCCCCCAUAAUAUCGCCUGGUGCCAAGUGGAAGCAUUCCCCUACCCAAGUGAAUUUCUUGGGUCAGUAUCAGCAGCCCGUAAUAAGACCAGAGCUAGUCAGGCCGACCGGGAGACCAGGCCAAGGAACACCAGCAAGCAUCGGCGCAAGUGUGAUCCGGAUUUCACCCGUUAGUAGAUUAUUAGCAAGCCAGAGUUUGACCAUCCCUACAUGGCCCGAUCAAAGUCCGCCUCAAAGACAUCCGUCGGUUGUUACUUCAUUGGCUCAGCAACAGCAACAGCAACAGCAACAACAGCAGCAGCAGCAACAGCAACAGCAGCAGCAGCAACAACAGCAGCAGCAACAACAGCAGCAGCAGCAGCAGCAACAACAGCAACAGCAACAACAUCAACAUCAGCAGCAACAACAGCAGCAUCAGCAGCAACAAAGCAUAAUAUUGCAGCAUGCUCUGACUUCCAACAACGGUUUUUCGAACCAUUCGGAAAUGACGCAAUCUAACAAUCAGCUAUUGAAACCACCCCACUCACCCCAUAUUCCACUUUCGGCACCACCGGGGCAGAAUCUAACCAUGAUUCAUAAACCUCAGGAUCAACCCGUUGACUAUGCUCAACCUUUGACCCAGACUCAGACAAUGUAUUUAAUGCCUCAACAUGAGAAAAAGUAUGUGAUAAAAAGCACUACUAUGGAAGCACCGCCGUUGUCUAGUGGACUUUUGGUUAGUAAUCAAGACGACAAGUAUAGGCAAACGAUGAUUAAUCAUUUGGGACAAUUACCACCCCUACAUCAAACACAGUGUCAACCCCCCCAGUCACCAGCCGCUCAGUCCGUCCACGUUGAAAAAAUGUCUGCUCUCCAGCAGAUCAGCAAGGUAACCCUUCCGCUUCAUCUUUCGUCUCACGCGGACUCCCAGCGGACUUUGUCGACACCGGCAACCAUUGUAAUGUCUGCUACGACAACCAUCAAUGACUCGGCACCACCAACCAGCGUUUUUCAACCCGUCAUUGUUCAACCAAGUCACUUGACUCCAAUGGCGAAAAUCCAACCGCCACGAGAAGAUAAUAAUCAAAAGAACAAUGGAGUUCUAUAUGGAAGCCGCGAUGUUUCUCCCGCAUAUCAGCCCCAACCCCCGCAACUUGUCACCAACGCUGUGUCCAAACGGAAAAAAGCUUUUUCCUGGCAGACGAUAGUGUUGGACCAGCCAGAGGUCAGUCCGCCGCCAUCAGCCCUCAGCCCUCCGUUGAGUGCACCUCCGAUUCCGAUGGGUACAAACAACAAUCCUAGCGACGAUGGGAGUGGGCAUGGUCCUGGGGCUGGUCCUGAACCCAUUACUCCGGCAGAGGAAGAUGACGACGAUGUUUUUGAGACGGAACCGACAACGCCAGCUGAAGUAGAGAGCAGCAUUAACAAACGUCGAAGUCAAUCACUCAGUGCGCUGCACACCAAAGAUCCGCAAAGUCCACUUAAACAAACUGUGAAAAAACCACCGAUGUUACAGGCCAAGGACCGUAUACGACGACCAAUGAAUGCUUUUAUGAUAUUUUCAAAACGUCACCGAGCGUUGGUACAUCUACGGCAUCCCAAUCAAGAUAAUAGAACAGUAUCGAAAAUUCUUGGCGAAUGGUGGUAUGCCUUGAAACCCGAAGAGAAACAGAAGUACCACGAACUUGCUUCAGAAGUAAAGGAGGCGCAUUUCAAAGCCCAUCCAGACUGGAAGUGGUGCAGUAAAGAUAGGCGGAAAUCAUCGACUACCGGAUUCAAGGGUGCUGAACCACGAGGGAAACUGAAUAGCACCGGAGAGGAAACAGAUAUGGGACCACCCUCUGAUGACGUGCCUUUAACCCCGCGAACAGUUGACGAACCCUCGGCACUCGCACCUAGCAUAUUCGAAUCUCCGAAUAUCGAGAUCAGUGGUCACGCGCGAGAUUCUCGUCGUGUUUCCGAAAUUCCACUGCAACUUGAAAACUCCGAAUCCGAUAUGAAACAAGAGGAGGAUGGUAACGUAUCGGACGACGAUCAAAUGGUCAUAUGCGAAGAUCCACAACCGGAAAUAGACUUGAAGUGCAAGGAUAAAUUAACCGACAGUGACAAUGAGGGGCAGGACGAAGAUUUGGAGAAUAAAAAUUUCACACAGUCGAGAUAUUCGCCUAUUAGUGGUCAAAAACGCGACGGACAGGAUACUAAGAUGGAUAUAACGUGCAGGCCUAAACCUAUCAAAGCCCGACUACCAUCGACCGGCAUGGAGACUACGACAAAAUACCAUCAUGCAUCCAUGGACAAAGGUGGCACUGUUUCGGUCCUUUCAACAACGUACCCUUACCACAGCCCUGUUAAUCCAACCGGAGUAUCGGGUUUCCAGCCUAAGGGCGGUGCGUUUAUAACUAUGCCUGUAUCCCCAAAAGUUGUUAAACCGGAGCCGGUUAAAAACAUCGAGCAACAAUACAGCACGCAGUAUAGUGUCAGUAAUCUCGUUGGUAAUAUUCACAACGAAAACGGGCGAACUUUGCCGAAAUUUCCUCCUUCACCCAUCGUUUCACAUUCGUUACAGGUCAGACCCAUGAUGACGCUUCUUAAAGAACAACAAGGGAUACAGUCAACAAACUCUAUGCAUCAUCUGCCAACUUCCAGUGCUGGUUACCAACCCCAACUCACCCUUACGGUAGUCAACAAUGAGGUCAUUUCAGGUUCAAAGCCCCAGCAAGGGUCUCAGUAUCUUGUACAGGCAUCGCCUCACCCUAGAAUGUUUGGUCACUUUCAGAUCCCUGUUUCAGAUGCCAGUGGCCGAAGUAUAUCUGUUCAGAACUUAGUAGCCAGCGGUAAAGUGGAAACUCAUAGCGUUAUUGUGAGCAAAUCCUAUCCAACGUCAACUCCAAGUCCUGGUACACCAAGUUAUAAAGGAAUCGGUCACUCGGUUACACGGCUUGCUGAAAUUGAGCAAAAUGAUAAUCAACCUGCUGUGAAUCAUGCUCAGUUUUACGCAGUAAACGCCCUGAAAUUGGAUCAAGAAAGGAAAGACACGGUUAAUAUUCAUCUUCCGGUACCUGGUGACAGUCACAAGCAACCUUCAACACCGCAUACUCCGCACACGCCACAUAACAACGAUCAUUCGUCGAAUAAAUCUUUUGCAAUGGAAGAGCCAAGAGGUAUUGGCGCUUUGAACAAUGUUGAUACAGGGACAAAUAAAGCUCCAUUUAUGCUUGCUCCAACGCCGGCGCAACUUGGUCGGGCUCCGCUUCAGAGGAGACAAUCAAUGGCAAUGCCUCCCACAUCAAAUGCGGGAGAUCAUGGGCCUCCGACGUCUCAGAAUUCCGAUAAUCGGCAGCCUUCAAAUUCUGUCCAGAACUUCGAUCAGCUGCAACAAAAUUCCAAUAUCGAGCCUCUGGCUGCGUCGUCACCAUCGACGAAGAAAGGUUCUUUCUUCAAGAAGAACGUCGAGGACGGCAUGGACAGGUACAGGCAAUUGGUUCUGGAGCAAGUUAACUUCCAAGAGAAAUUUUCAUCGUUGCCAGAAUUCAAGCCAGAGGAAAUCCAGAGUCCGAGCGCCAUCGGCAUUAACAGUGGAACAGGUGCAUCACCCCAUGUUUCUGUUACACCGGGACUACAUCAGUCUAACCUAUCUUCAUCCAUGCAGGAUUAUCGUAAGAAAUCUGUGCAGGGACCUCAUAGACCCAGUUUGAAUGAGGAUGAUAUGGAGUCAGACAUAUCGAUGUCAGUCACCCCUAAGUCGACGAGCAGUGUAAAAUUGACAGGGAAUCAGUUUUUCGGUCCCGACUUCAACAUAGAAGCGUUUAGAACGAGCACCGAUCCAAGCGGUGACGUUGAUCCGAACUCACCACGAACUCCGAAGACUCCUAGUGGUGGGGUUGGCGGUGCGACAGCCGGUGCAAGCAGAGGUGAAAACGAGCGAGGUCACAGGAAGGUACUGGAGCAGCGACGGAAGCUCGUUAUGCAGUUGUUUCAGGAACAGGGUUACUUCCCGACGACGCAGGCGACUUCUUCAUUUCAGGCAAACCAUGCCGACAUAUUUCCUACCAAAGCGAGUCUUCAACUGAAAAUAAGGGAAGUUCGUCAAAAAUUAAAGGCCAAUGCGACAACGCCCAUGAGCGCCAGCAGUUUGGUCAGCCCGUUACCAGUGUCAGAUUCCUCACCCGGGGUUAACGAUUGACCUUCGCAGGACCUCUUACUGCCCCCCCAACGUCGAUGGGUGCUCCUCAUUCGCUGCCGGUCGGCAGUACCAGCGGCAGCUAGCCCCCACGCGCCAACUGUGAUACAAAGCGUACCCCCUCGCCCCGCAGCGCAUCCACCUCAUAAUGUUAUGAGCACGUCGUUGUUGGAAGAACAAAAUAAUCGCAAAGUCUGCACCGUGUAGUCUCUGUGAAACAAUUAACCAGGAUGGGAGAAGAAAUUAAAAUUUUUUUUUUAAAUCUUUUUUUUUACUUUUUUUUUUGUUAUAUUUUUUUUUUCAUAUUUCUUCGAAGUUCCUUCUCCGAGCAAAACGUAUUCGUGAGACUCGAGUGCUACUCUCUCCCGUUAGCGUGGACACACAAUCGUUAUUGAUAUUGAAUACGGGCGGGGAUGUCUUACAUCGAUCGGCUACGUGGUUUAAUUAAAUAAUAUUACAUCAAGCUCCUGUCGAAAGGAUGUUUUUAGUUUUCUGCAUACCAAGUGGUAUAUCUGUACCGGAAAACUGGCUUGUCUCGUUUUUCUUAUUAUUAUAUCUUUACGAAUGCUUGUGCAAUAAUUUGUCGAUGAACUUUGUUGGCUUGAAUCUUUAUUUAACAAAAUUAGGAUUCGUUGUUUCAUAAAUUUAUAAAAUUACUGCAAUAUCUCUGAAAUAUAUCAGAGGAGAGGAAAGAAAGGAAAGAAAGAAAAAAAAAACGUAUUAUAAAACUUCGACAGUUUUAAGCACGUGGUAUGUGAUUUAGAGUUAAAAAAAAAUUGAUACAUGUAUAUGACCCCUUGGGUAACGCUCGAAUCCUAUAUAUCUGAUCAAAUUUAUAUUGUUACUUGCAACUGUGAUUUGUACCCGUAGCCGAAUUAUAAGCAUGGCAUAAUUCAGAGGACGCGUAGCUGAUUCUUGUAGUUAUGUAGUAUUUGAUGCGGGGCGAAUCGGACGAGGCCUAUGCCAAUGUUAAUAAUAAUAAUAUUAAUAAUAAUAAUAAUGUUACGGGAGAAAAACUUAUGAUAAAAGAAAAAAAACAUUAAAAAACGUGAUCCGGUGGUUAAAUGCGGGGAUCCGUUUUAAUGAAACGUUAUCGCUAUUAAGUCAGUCUAUAGAAUUUAGAUUUACAUUUUAUACAUAUAUAUACACUAUAUAUAUAUAUAUAUAUAUAUAUUG
This is a messenger RNA of Diprion similis, 7757 nucleotides long. It is a transcript of the gene cic, whose product is annotated as protein capicua homolog. The transcript is spliced from 22 exons. Lineage: Eukaryota; Metazoa; Arthropoda; Insecta; Hymenoptera; Diprionidae. Gene Ontology annotation, cellular component: nucleus. Gene Ontology annotation, biological process: regulation of transcription by RNA polymerase II. Gene Ontology annotation, molecular function: RNA polymerase II transcription regulatory region sequence-specific DNA binding; DNA-binding transcription factor activity, RNA polymerase II-specific. The record is from RefSeq and is a predicted model, not a curated record. Bases 432 to 6584 code for a protein of 2050 amino acids.